AUGCCCUCUUAUAGACACAGGAGACUGAACUCUGGUACUAGGGACGGCAAUGAAGUUGUACAAAAGCAGCCAGAAAUACCCCAGAACGAAUAUCAGAAGAGUCUCGAUGCAGGCGUAGCCCCGCCUCCUCUCACGGCCGAAUCAGUUCGCUAUUGGUCUGAUUUUAACCGUGUUUUCUAUCACCCGCGUUCAAUAGUCCAGCUCAAUGAGUACGAGCUCAAUUCUUCUUUGAUGCCAUUUGAAGAUUGGGGUGUCGGAGAAGAACUGUUCGGAGAUCUGGACAAAGAGCACGACUUGUUGGAUCGAGAUGUUAGACCGUUUGCUGAGGAAUGUGACCAGCUUCGUGCACUCCAGAUUUUCACCGGAUCGGAUGAUGCUUGGGGUGGCUUUGCCGCUAGAUAUGUUGACCGGCUAAGAGACGAAUAUGCUAAGACUGGCAUAUGGGUAUGGGCUAUUGAAGAUGGGGCGAGACUGCCGCGGCACAAGAAAAUUCUCAAGACGUCUAAUUCCACAAGGACUCUUUAUGCAGUGGCCCCACAGUCGACAUUAUAUUGUCCCAUAAUUGAUCCUCCACGCAAUCUGCCGAAUUAUCUGUCUAUUGAUGCUGGAUCCGAAUGGUAUACCUCGGCUUUGAUUGCGUCUGCGGUUGAGACUGUCACCUUACCAUCUCGCCUUCGGCCGUAUCGUGACUUUGAGGCUUCACUAGCAGGUCAAAGUGGAGGAACGCAUAAGAUCUUUGAACUGCAGUCCAGCAUUAUAUCGCAGGUUCCAGAAAAUCGUGCACCGUGGGUUACGACAAAUGAGAACAAACAGGAAACAGAGGCGGAAGCGAAAACUGACUUCGAUAUAAAUCUUACUUAUGACGAUUUGACUACGGAAAACUUGACUGUGUUUAACCAAGUUCAGGUCCUCCGUGGUCGAGAGCCAGAUAGUGAGCAGCCUCCUGCGGAGGAUCUGGGACUGAUCCGUAAACAGCGUCUAUUUGACUCGCAACCGAUGGUUGAAAGGUAUUAUACGACAUUACGGUUUCCAAUACUCGACAGCUACCCGCGGGAUUUGCUUCCCCGUUCGAACGGAGAGACUGCGGUUGAAAUCCAUGCGGCUCUUUCAACGACUACGCGUAUCGGAGAUAAACUGAAAGAACUACAGACAAUCGCCGGAAGGACAAUCGGGGUGGAUGAGAGGGAGGCAUUGAUCAACGGUUUGGGAGAGCUUCGCGAAUCCUACGAGAAAGGAUGGAUAAGUGACACUGAUGACGACUAUUGA
Molecule: messenger RNA, 1266 nt
Organism: Rasamsonia emersonii CBS 393.64
Lineage: Eukaryota; Fungi; Ascomycota; Eurotiomycetes; Eurotiales; Trichocomaceae
Product: MtDNA inheritance protein Dml1
Exons: 4
Coding region: 1-1266 (421 amino acids)
Biological process (GO): mitochondrion distribution
Cellular component (GO): cytoplasm
Source: RefSeq, a predicted model, not a curated record